Molecule: messenger RNA, 12228 nt
Organism: Sapajus apella (tufted capuchin)
Lineage: Eukaryota; Metazoa; Chordata; Mammalia; Primates; Cebidae
Gene: OPRM1
Product: opioid receptor mu 1
Exons: 4
Coding region: 447-1649 (400 amino acids)
Biological process (GO): G protein-coupled opioid receptor signaling pathway; neuropeptide signaling pathway; sensory perception of pain
Cellular component (GO): membrane; neuron projection
Molecular function (GO): beta-endorphin receptor activity; G-protein beta-subunit binding; neuropeptide binding
Source: RefSeq, a predicted model, not a curated record
GCUGCCAAAAACUAACUCUGUCUCUCUCCCCAGUCCUUCUCUCUCCCUCCCUCCCUUAGAUGUGUUUGCACGGAAGAGUGCCCAGUGAGGAGACCGACUCCUUGGAUCGCUUUGCGCAAAAUCCACCCCUUUUCUCUCCUCCCUCCCCUCCAGCCUCCGAAUCCCUCUUGGCCCACCCUCCCCUACCGCAGCCACCGCGCGGGGUCGGGGAUGAGCCUCUCUGAACUACUAAGGUGGGAGGGGGGUAUAGGCAGAGGAGAAUGUCAGAUGCUCAGCUCGGUCCCCUCCGCCUGACGCUCCUCUCUGGCUCCUCCAGGACUGGCCUCUGUAAGAAAUAGCAAGAGCUGUGGCAGCGGCGAAAGGAAGCGGCUGAGGCGCUUGGAACCCGAAAAGUCCUGGUGCUCCUGGCUCCCUCGCACUGCGGUGCCCGGCCGGCCGGCAGCACCAUGGACAGCAGCGCAGUCCCCGCGAACGCCAGCAAUUGCACUGAUCCCUUGGCGCCCUCCACUUGCUCCCCAGCGCCCAGCCCUGGUUCCUGGGUCAACUUGUCCCACUUAGAUGGCAACCUGUCCGACCCCUGCGGUCCGAACCGCACCGACCUGGGCGGGAGCGACAGCCCUUGCCCUCCGACCGGCAGCCCCUCCAUGAUCACGGCCAUCACCAUCAUGGCCCUCUACUCCGUCGUGUGCGUGGUGGGGCUCUUCGGAAACUUCCUGGUCAUGUAUGUGAUUGUCAGAUACACCAAAAUGAAGACAGCCACCAACAUCUACAUUUUCAACCUUGCUCUGGCAGAUGCCUUAGCCACCAGUACCCUGCCCUUCCAGAGUGUGAAUUACCUAAUGGGAACAUGGCCAUUUGGAACCAUCCUUUGCAAGAUUGUGAUAUCCAUAGAUUACUAUAAUAUGUUCACCAGCAUAUUCACGCUCUGCACCAUGAGCGUUGAUCGAUACAUUGCAGUCUGUCACCCCGUCAAGGCCUUAGAUUUCCGUACUCCCCGAAAUGCCAAAAUUGUCAAUGUCUGCAACUGGAUCAUCUCUUCAGCCAUUGGUCUUCCUGUAAUGUUUAUGGCUACAACAAAAUACAGGCAAGGUUCCAUAGAUUGUACACUAACAUUCUCUCAUCCAACCUGGUACUGGGAAAACCUGCUGAAGAUUUGUGUUUUCAUCUUCGCCUUCAUUAUGCCCGUGCUCAUCAUCACCGUGUGCUAUGGACUGAUGAUCUUGCGCCUCAAGAGUGUCCGCAUGCUCUCUGGCUCCAAAGAAAAGGACAGGAAUCUUCGAAGGAUCACCAGGAUGGUGUUGGUGGUGGUGGCUGUGUUCAUCGUCUGCUGGACUCCCAUUCACAUUUACGUCAUCAUUAAAGCCUUGGUUACAAUCCCGGAAACUACAUUCCAGACUGUUUCUUGGCACUUCUGCAUUGCUCUAGGUUACACAAACAGCUGCCUCAACCCAGUCCUUUAUGCAUUUCUGGAUGAAAACUUCAAACGAUGUUUCAGAGAGUUCUGUAUCCCAACCCCUUCUGCCAUUGAGCAACAAAACUCAGCUCGAAUUCGUCAGAACACUAGAGACCACCCCUCCACAGCCAAUACAGUGGAUAGAACUAAUCAUCAGCUAGAAAAUCUGGAAGCAGAAAAUUCUCCAUUGCCCUAACAGGGUCUCAUGCCAUUCCGACCUUCACCAAGCUUAGAAGCCACCAUGUAUGUGGAAGCAGGUUGCUUCAAGAAUGCACAGGAGGCUCUAAUUCUCUAGGAAUGUGUGUGCUUUUAGGUCAUCCAACCUCUCUCCUCUCUGGCCACUCCACUCUGCACAUUAGAGGGACAGACAAAGUAAGUGGAGCAUUUGGAAGGAAAGGAAUAUACCACACUGACAAGUCCAGUUUGUUCAAGACACCCAAUGGAACCAAAACCCACCAUGGCAUGUGAAUUGAAGUCAUCAUAAAAGGUGACCCUUCUGUCUGUAAUAUAUUGUUUUCAAGCAAUUAUUUAUGACCUCAUUAAAGAAAAAUCACCUUUUGUUAAGUUCACCAUAGUAACACACAAAGUAAAUGCUACCUCUGAUCAAAGCACCUUGUAUGGAAGGUCCAAGUCCUGCCAGUGCUUUGCAAGGGAAUGAAUGCAUUAUGCUAUUUUUGACCUUUAAUGUUCACCUUAAACUUAGCAUGUGGCUAAGACAUCAUUUUCACCUCUGUUUCUUGUUUUUGUAUUGUUUAAAAAAAUAGCAUCUCUCUCUCAUCUAGCUCCAUAACUGCAAGGGAAGAAAUUAGCAUGAAACGUAAUCUGAAACACAGUAAUAUGUCAGGCUGUAGAAGAGUUGAAUCUCAUGCACUGCAAAUACUUCCAAAGAGUCGUCAUGGGGGAUUUUCCAUUCUCAGGCCUUCAGUGGUUUGUUUCCUGGUUUUAAAUGUGCAGUUUUCUUGCUCCUAUUUAAGUGUUCACAAAAGGUAAUAGCCAAUGAGCUCAUCACUUCACCCAUGCAGGAAGUCAAACAUUAAAAUGCGCUCUUUAUUUCUCACUGGUUUCACCAUGCUGCAUGCUCCCCACAUAUUAUUUUCUUUUUUAAACUCAGUUUAGAAUUCUUAUGCCUUUUGAAUCAGCGUGAUAAAAUGACAGAUGUUUUUGUUGAUUGCCAGAACAGUUUAAGCUAUUUUUUUAAAAAAAAAUAGAUCCAAUAAAUGUAAUCUCAAGACAGAAAGACUGAAAUGACCAUAUAGAAAAGUGUGUCAUCUACUUUUCAAUCCUGUGUAGUUACUUGGACGUGAAAUAUUAACAAUGGCCCAAAAAUAUUUUCCUGAAGAUUGUGUUUAUAUAAUGUUAUCACCAAUAUUUUGGUCUUUUUGGUCUCUGCUUAAUGUCAAGAUUUCCUUUGUAAAGUGUCAAUCUUCUAAAUAGUUUCUCUAGGACAAUUCUCUUUGACUGGUUUUCUUUGUUGUAAAAUACAGUAGAGAUUUGGCAAUCACCCAUUUUACUUGAUCUAGGUAGACAGCCAAGUCAGAUGUCUUAUGCCGAGAAGCUCUCCCCUUUGAACUUUUGUCAGCAUUGAUUAAGUGAAUCAAAUACCAUGUAGUUAUCUAUGAAGACACCAGUAAAAAUACUAGGCUGCUGACUUCUGAGUAUUUCUCAGUCUACAAUCUGCCAGAAGACUCCAUUGUAAAAUUUGCAUUUCUUCAUCGAUCUGACAAGGCGCAAAUAUGUGCCAGACAUCCGAAAACAAUGUUUCUGGAAAACAUCUGUCGUGGAUCAGAAUAACUGGAUUUACCCUCAGAUCUAUUGGCUCAAGUUAUGUGGACUCAACCCAUGUGUCCAGUAGAUGAGAAAAAAACAAAAUAAGAGUUUUAGUGUUUCCUUCUGAUGAAGUCUCAUGUUUGUUUGUAAUAAUUUCUAGUUCUCAAAUAUUAUGUUCCAUAACAGACAUGUAUUAUGUUUAACUUUUUAUAUUUUCUGGCCAAAGUAACUAAAACUAGGACCUUAGAAAGAUUUAGAAUGUUAAAUAAGUAUAUUAGUGUGUAUAUAUUUACAUGUAUACACUACUAGAGCUUCCAUAAGUAAAAUGGAUAAUUCAAAGAGAACACAAUGAAAUAUAUGUAGGUAAAUAACUGAGGAGGAAAAUUCAUGCUUUUCAUGGGCUAUGAUGGUUUCUCUUAAGGGAUGACAUAGUAUUGCUUCUUCUCAUCAGGCUGUUUUUCAACAAUCAUUGUUUCUGUCUAACAGCAGCUCCUAGUAUGAAUUACCUGGCACAUUGUUGAGAGCAACUUCACCUUUAAGUAGGCCCUGAUCUAUCUUUUCCCACAAAUGUCAUGUGUUUGAACAAGUUUCUUCCAUGUCAUUUUUGAGACUCGACACAGAAUACACAAUAAAGGGGGUUAUUUUUUAAAGGACAUUCUAAAGUAAACAAUAAAUAAGUGCAUGUCAACAUUUUUCUUCAAAACCAUUUUUUAAGGAAAAUUUGUUAGAACCUCCUGGCAAUUCCAAGGUAAGUAGCAACAUAACACCCUGACUCAGCUAGAUGGGCUAAGGUUUCUGAUAAAAUCUGAAGACAAAGAAAAUGGAAUAUUCUGCUUUUUUCUUCCUUCUAAUUUCUCCCUUGCCUAAGGAUGAGAGUUCUUCCUGGGUUGCUAUCCCAGAAAUGCAGACUGUAGAUAUGGGGCAGAAAUUUUGCUUCUUCACCUGAUCACUUGCUAUGGAAAUUCUAGUUUAUUGUGUCCCAAGUAGUUAGUGAUCUUUUCUCCUUCAGUCUCCACUGUUACUUUGCUCCUGCAUCCCUCUUUACUUGCUAAUCAUUAGAAAGGAAAGAAGAGGAAAGAGACUCAACUGGGGCAAUGGUGAAUCCCUAGGACUCGGCUAUUAAUGGCCUCAUGGGAAAAGGGUAUCUGUCCUCAGAAGGGGAUUUGAUCAUACUUUUGUUUUAAGCCUCUAGCUGUAAUAUUCCAGACCUACCUUAACAAUUUAAUGAUGUUGAAUAAUAGAGUAUAGUGAAGAAGCUAAAAUUUGAGUUUCAGGGUCAUGCAGACCCACAUCUGAACAAACUUUGAAAUUUUUUGGCUUUGUGGUUUUGAGCAACAUAUUUAAACUCUCCUAGUGUCAGUCUUCCCUUGAAACCAUGGAUAAUAGCAACCUUACUGAAUUGUGCUAAAGAUUAAGUGACACAAUAUAUACAAAAACCUUCGCCUACCAGGCAGCAAAUGCUUUCCAUUUGCAAUGAAAAUUACAAAUGAAAACUAUCGAUACCAAAACAACAAGGGAAACUUGGAAAAUUCACUGGGAACAACCUCUGCUCACCUUUGGCACAAAACCCUGAGAGAAACCUCCUUGAGAAGGCAGGAAGACCCUCAAGGGGAGCCUUCUGUCAUAAACAACCCCAACAGGGCUGUCAGAAGGAGGACUCCUAAUCUGGCCAUUUGAAACACUUCUCAACAUUGAAAUAGAUAGUUGCAGUUUUAAAAUAAACUAUUCUAAGACAGUUAUGAGGAGGUAAGGGAACAUUUAUUUUCUUCAAUAAUGUGACUGUGUUGAUAAAACUAAUAUCCAUUCACUUGCAAAUUUUAUUAUUGAAAAGGUCUCACUUAGCUCAUUUAGUAUUACCAAAAAAUGCUAACAAAUUCUGUUUCCAGCAUUAUCACAGCAUGCCUUUUACAUCUCAGGAGCCAGGCAAAAGUUGAAAUUCAGAAACAUAGAUAUGAAAUGCAACUAGGAUACAAAGAAAAUACCUCUGAAAAGAUUCUCACCAUAUUUGUCACAAAGCCACCAAAGCAUUCAAAGUCUUUACUUAAGUCAAGUCUAUUUAUAUGUUUAAAAGCUAAAAACAAGAUAUUUUUGGUAAUUCUUCAAUUAAAUAUUUCAUCUAAAUAUGUGGAAAUAAGAUGCAUACUACAUCUCUCAUAUAAUAAUCAGUUUUAUAUAGACAUAGUCUCCAUCGACUGAUAAUUACCAAGAUAAGAUGGCACUAGAAAUUUCUCCAGCUUAUGCCAUGAAUAUUGUAGAAGCUGAUACUAUCUGUUAGGGUAUUACAAAUUCUAGAGGGUUCUGGCCAAAGCAACCUAAGAAUAGGACAUGGUAGCUUAAGUUUCUCAGCUUCUCAACUGGCCACACACAUCCAAGUUUUGGUCAAACAAGUCUUGAGGUCAAUCAGAACCAAAAAACUGUUACUGGAAGAAACAUUAUCCUCUUCAUAGAAAUAUCCACCAACAGAAAAUUAGUUUCUCAAGGAAUCCUUACUGCCAUUUUAGAAACAUCAAGAUUAUUGCCUAGAUUCUCAACAUAAUUCUUUACUCAUAGGUCUAUUGCUUGGGCUCAGGAAAAGAGUGAGAACAUGAAACUUUGUAAAUGUCUGGGACUACCCUAUUUCCCCCAGUUUGAGAUGGUUCAGGAUCUAUAGUCAUAGAAGAGGGUAUGCAGAUUCCAUUUAAGACCACUGCCAGUAAGGUCUAAGGCAAAAGUCAAUUAAAGAGUUCAACUCUGGGACAUCCAUUUAAGAGCCAUUUAAUCCAUCUAAUUACAAACAAUUUCACCCAUAGUCAAUGUUCCCCACUGUCAUCAAAAAUGUUAAAAGUACAAGGAAUUGUGUACAUUACAAACUGCUCCAGAAGCAAAACCAAAUGUGGAUAGCAUUGUGAGGGGCAGUGUGUGGCAAAUGUUCAACCUUUUGUUAUGUAAUACCACCAUGAUAUUUCUUAAAGCAGUAGACAGAUGAGUCAAGUUCAAUUUAAUGCAAACAGUAUUACUGUGUCCUAAGCAAUUCGGUUACCUGGAAAGGGAUCUGAUCCCAAUCCCAAAAGAGGGUUCUUGAACCUCAUGCAAGAAAGAAUUCAGGGGAGUCCAUAGAGUAAAGUGAAAGUGAAACAGGUCAGAGUCAAUGGUCUUGUUGUCUAAAGUGUUAUCCGAGGUUGUCUCACAACCAAGAAAAUUAAGGAGCAUGGACACAAAGGGUGAAGUUGGAGUGAAAGUUUAAUAAGCAAAAGAAGAAAGCUCUCUGCAGCAGAGAGGGGAGCUCAAGAGAGUUGCUGUUUUUAUAGCUGAAUCCAAAGCUUUUAUCAGAAACUCCUCUCAUCUCUGUAGCUAUUUGAGUAACUUCUCUUAUCUGAAAGCUAUCUCUACAACUGCCUCUAUAUAUGCAGCUGCGGGAUGUCUCCAGGAGAGCACAAAACGUAGCUUUUCUUGUUUGUAUAAUUGUGGGUUUAAGUAAGCUUCUAUCCUCCCUGUGCAAGUUCCCAUGGAGCAGAAAAAAGAAGGAAACUUUUUCCUGGGAGCCUGCUAAUUGCACAAUGAACAAAAGGCUUCUAUGCUGGGUCUUACCUUCUAACAGUGCAGCAGUUAAAGUCUGAGUUUUCCCCAGGCUGAUCCAUUUUUGCCUGUAGCUGUGAUUUUUCAGGCAGGCUGCUUCUCCAAGGACUAGUCUUAGCUAUCUACCUAAGUGAUGUUUCCUUUUCUUCUCCCUCUAAAGCAAGUUUAUUAGGAAAGUAAAGGAGCAAGGAAUGGCUACUCCACAGGCAGUGUAGCCCCAAGGGCUGCUGGUUGGCUAUUUUGUGGUUAUUUCUUGAUUAUAUGCUAAACAAGGGGUGGCUUAUUAAUGAGUUUUCCGGGAAAAGAGUGGGCAAUUCCUAGAACUGAGGAUUCUUCCCUUUUUAAGACCAUAUAAGGUAACUUCCUGACAUUGCCAUGGUAUUUGUAAACUGUCAUGGUACUGGUGGGAGUGUCUUUUAGCAUGCUAAUGCAUUAUAAUUAGUAUAUAAUGAGCAGUGAGGACAACCAGAGGUCACUUUUGUUGCCAUCUUGGUUUUGGUGGGGUUUGGCCAGCUUCUUUACCACAUCCUUUAAUCAGUAAAGUCUCUGUGACCUGUACUUUGUGCCAAACUCCUAUCUCUUCCUGUGACUUAGAAUGCCUAACUCCUGAUACCUAACCCAGUAGGUCUCAGCCUUAUUUUACCCAGCCCCUAUUCAAGAUGGAGUUGCUCUGGUUCAAACACCUCUGACACAUGAAUCACAAAUAUAAGGACCAUUGACACUGAGAUUUUAGGGGAGGAAAAAUAGAUUGAGAGUGAACUAAAAGUACUUUUGUAACAAGGUACUUUCCACACAAUAUUGAAUAAAUGCAGUGUAUAUAUUUUUAAAGGAAUUUUAAGAGCUCAGAAAUCAUUAGAGUUAAAUGUAUCAAUUUUUAAAGCAAGUUCUGACUCAAAUAUAUGAAAAUAUUAUUCUAGACCCGAGGCAGAUACUCAGAGAAAGAUCGAUUUUCUAGGGGUUUUUCCCAUCAUGCAUUUUAAACAAAUUUAAGAAUAUGCUUUUUCAAUUCACUUUGCAUUUCUUACCUUGUAUUGAGAACUUCAUUAGAAUCUGCACUUGAAAUUGCACUUAAACUUUACAAAAUUACAGAAGAAGUUAUUUUCCACAGGUAUGCAGUGGGAUGUUAAAACUCAAGACGUUAGUUCCUAGGAACACUCCACCCCAUACCUACAGAAAUGGGGUGCUAUUUCCGUAUGAUCUCUGUGACACAUGGGGUGAGCCCUUCUUUUCUGUCUCAGUCUCAAAAGACAGUAAGUCUUUGAUCCAUUUGCAUCGAAAAGCACUUCAUAUGCUCGAAACUAAAAUAAAACUUUAUUGCAAUACAUUAAUAUGCUCCUAGAACAUACCACUAGGUCUGAGACAAUGCAGAAGGUUCAUUAUUUAUUUGGGAAGAGCAAGGUAAGAAUCAAGUAGAAACAAUAAAGGGAAGGAAAAGAGAUGAAAGCUUACUCAUCUUAUCCAGUCUAUCACUGGAAUUAUUUGGCAACACAUGCUGCCACUCAGAGAAAGUAGUUCUCCUCACUACAUUUUACACAAAGAAAUUAUCUCUAAAGGCACUCAGACAUUUUGUAGAGCAAGUAGCAAUUCUACUGAAAGUUGCAAAGGUUCCGUAGAAUCUCUCAGACCAGAUACAGGACCUACCAAAGGCCACAGCUGAGCAGAAGCAUCUACAUUAGACAGUUUUACCCUCUGUGUUUCAGGAAAACUUCUGUCCUGUGGGAGCAAAACAAAACUAUAGUAGUUUUUUGUUAGUGUAAAAAUUGCCCAAUAUUAACCAGAGUAGCCCAAAAUGUUUCAGGGAAAGAAUAGAUAUAUUUAUGUUUUUCAGAUGAUGUAUCUUCAUUUUCAAUUUUGAAAGAACAGUAAUAUUAAUUAUAUCCCAUGCAGCGGGAUAGUGACAAUUUUGAUGGUACUUGACUUUGCCUCUAUCAUACAUCUCAAUGAUCUUUUGUCAUCCAAAGCUAUUUCAUGAAUCAAAUAUAGUUUACUACCUCCCCUACAAUUGUGUACAUAAAACUCAAACCUCGCAAGCAAUAAACCUCUUUCAUUACACAGGUUUAGAUUUAGAGGUUUGUUGCUUAAGUUCCAACUAAUAGUAUCACAUUCUUAGCAUAAGCAUACUCAUAAAGAAAAAUAAGUAUUUGUUUUGGUUCUAAAGAAAGAGCACAGAAGCCCUUUGGGACAGUGGAGAAAAUUCAUCUUGAUAUUGUCACAUGCACUAUAAUAGGAAUUUUUAGCAACAAAAAGCUUCCAGAGAAAGGUGGUUUCCAAUAUUACCUGCAACUUCCUUUGCAAUUUGACUUUUGAAAGGACCUGAAAGUUGAAAACAGGCUAUCAUAUCCCAUUUGCUUUCAGUCUCUUAAAUUUUCACUCUUUUGCUUCAAAUGCAUAAUGUUUUAUUUAAAUUUUCACUGCCCACCAAGGCUAGAAAUUUUUCAAUGAAUACACAGGGUUACAAAAUACCAAGUGGAAAUGAGAGAAGUGGUAGAAACCAAGGAAGAUGUAGAAGAGAAAAAGAGGAAAUAAAGGGGACAACCAUUUUCCUAAGAGUAAAAUUUAACAUGCACUGAACAUCAUGCGCGAGCUUCAUUAAUUUAAGCAUACCAAAACUGCUUGAAUUAACAAGUAUCAGUGAGAAAGGAGAGGAGAUUACAUUUGUGUGACCUAAAGGUUGUAAUUCACUGUCUAAGAGGACAAAGACAAAGAAGUUCUGGGAAGGAGAACAGCAAUUAUUUUCCCCCAUUUCAAGAAGGGCAGAAGUGUCCCAACACUACACAAUAUUUGCAAAAUUCAAAUGUCUCAUAGGCUUUCUUUCCCUGGUUCCCUCAGGAGCUGGGUUUCUGGGUUGCAGACGUGCUUUUCAUAUUCUGUACCUGGUUGUGGUAGCAAUUGUCACCACCCCAUGCUGCUGUGACACCAAAACAACUAAGCCUAGAAUCAGCUGGUUCCUCUUUUCAUCUGCAAGGCAGAUUUGGCUUCCACGAUUGUUCACUGCUCUGCAUUAUGAAGGCUGAGUGACAGGUGUACACCCUUCAGUGACCCCUCAAAGGCUCUCCAAGCAGAGGUAAACAUGCGUGUCCUGCUGGUGACACAUUAGACUUCUUACUUUCCCCAAAUAAAAAAGUGUCAUGUGCCACGCUAUAUGCCCAAAGUUUCCUUCACACAACACAGCCUUGAGAUGCAGUAUUAAAUGCUAUACUUUUCCUAUCAUAGUGGUACAUGUGGCUUUUCUUGGCUGUGUUCUAAGAUAUCAUCCUUUGAAAGCAGUGGCUACUAUCAUCUAAGGAUUCCAUCAGAGACUUCCAAAAGAAGAGGUAUCAUUUAUAAAGGGAAUUUGAAUAAAGUGGCCAGUUAGGUGUUUUCAGAAACACCUAUUCCCUACUUGCCUACUCUUUAAAGGUUUGGGGGAUUGGGGGAGGUUUUGUUUGGGUUUUAAUUUGGGUUUUUGUUGCUGUUGUUUGUUUAUUUAUUUGUUGUUGUGUUUAAGACUUUUUACUUGUCCCUGAAAUGUUUGUCAUCACACAAAUACAUGCUCCUUAGAAUAAGAAAUACCAGACUAGAUUAGGAGGUGCACACCACCAAUUGAGAUGUAUCUGUGCUCAUGACUUGACAUCGUGGUGGGUCAGCUACAACCCUCCCCACUCCCUGCUUUCACUAAAUAACAACUCUUUUUUCUCCAUCAUUUUGACUUAGAACCAGUUACAAUUUAAUCUCCGAUAUCCUGACCAGCACAAGACAUCCAUGGGUUGAUUCUUGUUCUCCUGAAUCUCUGCAGGUGACAAAUCUGAUUCCUACUGCCUGUUCCUGCCUCUGCAGGGGUCCAUUCAGAAAACAGGAAAAUAACAAGGGCUUCCUGUAAUUCUCCUUGGCUGUGAUACAAUUUGUUCCCAUCUGCCCCCAGGCUUACCCAUUGCUCUGUCUCGGUGGGGAGCUGUUACUGCUCACUGCUGUACUAACUCAAAACUCAUUUGCUUUAUGGAAAUUCGUGGCCCUUAUUUCUCAAGGGACCAGAGAAAACAAAUAGGCCUACUCUCCGGCUGAGUACUUUCCAUGCAAGCUACUGCAUCUGUACAAAUUAAGUUCAAAUAACAGAGUAUGUCCAAGAUUUAUAAAUUCAGUAUUACAAAUUGUAAUCUAGCAAGUGCUCUCAGGAUCCCCUUGCUGCGUGUAAAUCAAUCAUAUAACUUCUGCAGGGCCUGUGGGAAAAUAACAAUAAGAAAACCUGGUGUUUACCUGAAGAGCUACCCAGUGAUUUGUGUGUUUUCUUCAUAAACUUCGCCCAUUUAUUAGAAGAACAAAAUGAGGAUGGAGUUAAUUCCAACUUCAAGGUUCCUUUUUCACUUUUAUAAUUAACUCCUUCCUUCGAACUAAAUUGUAACAUAACCAAAUCCAUAGACCAAAUGAUUUAAUACAGUUUCUAAUAAUGGCUGAAGGUCCAUUUAUUUUAAGCAAUGUUCACCACAACAAAAUUCCAGGGAAGUCUAAGAAAUGGGACAGUCCAUUGAGGAUCCUUUUGCCAGGAUGUAGGUUGGCCCAUGAAUGUGCACAUGCAUAUAAAAAUACAGGCAUCUCUUUUAAGUCCUGUUUUUCUCAUAAAAAGGUUGAAAUUCACAAGAGGAAACUGGGAGAUCAAUUCAAUUACUGUUUUUUUUAUUGCUCCUGAAGACAGUUGAAGCAAUCAUGCCGGUUGUUCUUGAACUAGCUGAUUUAUUACAGAGACAGCUGGAGACUGAGCGAAUAAACACAUCAUUGAGGAAAAAGGCUACCUUAUACCUCAUGCAGAGCUGACGGUCUGAUGAGAACUGCCAGAUAAUAGCUAUGCUAGUUGUGAAAUAAGUUUAAAAACUAGAAUUGUUUCUUCUAGCUCUGUUUCUACAUAGUGCACAGAGAUCUUUGCAAAAAACAGAAAACUAAUGUUAAAUUGGACCUAUAAAUAUAAGUCAAUUUGGCUCUGUCAAAAGAGAAUAGGAGUUUAACCUAUAUCUGUGUCUUAUUAAUAUUUUGAAGUAUAAGAACUUAUGUCAACAUCAUAUAUGAUUGGAGACUUCCACAUAAUAAUUUGAGUUUUAGUGCCCACUGUUACAGAAAAUCAUAAUGGAAAAACUAAUGUCAAUAAUAAUUUCAGAUGUGUAUUUUAGUUCUCAAAAGAACAUCUACAUUCAUUUGAAAAAUAACUCUAUAUCUAUUCUUGAAACAUAUUUAUUUAGUUCAAGGUCUGAUGAGCUCCCAGACUGCUGGGAAUUGCUUUGCAGACUUUCAAGCUUUUGAAGAUGCCUGUGAUUUUUUUUAAUGGCUAGUUUGGUUGAAGUGUCUCUUAUCAGUCAGGUACUUUGCAUUUUAAGUGUACAUUACCACCAACCCCACAGUACACACACGUGUGCACACACACACACACACACACACACAUGCAGCAUAGUGAAAUGGAUCCAUGGGAAUUAUAUGGUAGUUGUAAU